CCCGCCGUCGGCCGCCGCACAGCUCGCGUCACUCGGCUGGGGACAUGGAGCACUUCAUCGAGGCCGUGCGCCGCUACCCCUGCCUCUGGGACACCGCCGCGCCCGAGUACCGCGAUCAGGAGCUAAAGGACGCCGCCUGGGCCGACCUCGUCAAGGAGACCGACCUCACUUCUGUAAAAGAAGUAAAGCUCAAGUGGAAGAAGCUGCGCGACAGUUACCGCGAUGCUCUGAAGCGACAGAGCGAAGUCGCGGCGGGCGGUAAGCGUGGCAGCGCCUGGAAGUACACUCAUCUCAUGCACUUCCUGCAGCCGCAUAUGAACGCCCGCAAAAAGCCGCCAUUCCCGCAGGCGGCAGCGCGCGAGCCCAGCGCCGAGGUCGGCGAGGGUGAGCGCGUCAACGGUCACGAGGGGAGCGAAGACAGCUGUUCGUCGCGGUCGUCGACGCCCAGGCGGCGGCGCACCCGCCCCGCGCCCGUCAAGCGGCCUCUGUCGCCGCGACACCUCGAUCUGCCCGACCCGCUCGACAUCUUUUUCAACAGCAUGUGUCAGUCCACCAAACGGCUCCCGUACCCGGCGCAAAUAAGGAUCAAAAAAGCAUUAUUCGCGGCCGUAAUAGAAGCGGAGGAAGGGUUGCUGGCGGAACAGCAGAACUAUGCGGCCUUGUGGGCACGCGGAGCAGUUUCCACCUCGGGCAGCGAACCUGCAGCUGAAUGUAUAAAGAUCAACUGAUCGCAAAUAUGGAACACUCUUAUAUAAAUGAAGCAGCUGUUAUGGUCAGUUCAAAGGCACAAUAGUUACGCCGUGCGCCCGAAUUCCUUGCGGGAAUAUGAAGUAGCAGCAACGAGUUUUGCCUUGGUAAAACACUCGCCAUACAAAGGAUUUUCUUAAUUUUGCUGAUAUUUGCACUAUACCGUCUAAACAUGGUUACUUUGCACAUUAUACCUGAUGCAGACUUAAUUACACGCUGACACACCUCUUGGGUUUAAUAUGCCACAUUAAGUCCUUCCGCGGCCCAGGCCCGGCCACGACCGAAUCUCUGCAGCCGAACCUUGAAUUAGCGAGUCACUGACUCACUUCAACAGCUUCGGUUAGGAUGCUUAGGAGGCACAGUGGUGUCCGCCCCGGAGACCUCGAAGUCGGUUGUGCUCUCGACAUAUAGAAGAACCUUUACCUACCCUUUCCCAACAUACUUUAAUCCAUGCGUUACUCGGCUUGUCUGUCGAAAGUUUCUCAAAUGCCGUAUAGCUUAAAGCUCAAUUAGCUAAAGCAAAAUUAUAAGCUAUU
Messenger RNA from Pieris brassicae (large cabbage white), 1283 nucleotides. RefSeq lists its product as uncharacterized. Gene Ontology annotation, biological process: regulation of transcription by RNA polymerase II. The record is from RefSeq and is a predicted model, not a curated record. The transcript is spliced from 3 exons. Bases 45 to 728 code for a protein of 227 amino acids. NCBI's taxonomy places the organism in Eukaryota, Metazoa, Arthropoda, Insecta, Lepidoptera, Pieridae. Gene Ontology annotation, cellular component: transcription regulator complex; nucleus.